CGGAAGUUUAGGAGAGAGAGCACACGAUCGGCUGUUUGGCUCCUUGUGCAGCCAAACAUAUGACAUUGCUCACUGCCAAAUUCGGCCAGCAUCGCUUCCAAACCUGCGCGUUUAUCGCCAGAGUAUUUUGAGGCCGCGUCGGCCCAUACCUCGAUAUCUUGCUCGCAAUGGCACCCCCACGACGUUCCUUUGGCCCAGACGAGUCUGCCUUGGACGACAGUCCUGACGGCCCCGAGCCGACGACCAGUCGCAUUCAGCGCUUUGUGGGUCGAAUGUCCUUUGGAAGCGUUAGUCGACACCGCGGCAGCUUCGUGUCUCGCUGGAGAAAUCAGAACGAUAACGCGGACGGCGAAGGGGACAAUGCAGUCGAUACACCUGGUACCGAACGACCUCCCAUACCUGUUGUGAUGCAGGCAGCAGAACCCUACGCCACACCUCUGCCAAUCUUAUCCAUGAUUGUGCUUUCGAUCACUAUGCUUGGCGAAUUUCUUUCUGCGAAUGUUUCCACUCCCUUCGUGCUGUUCAUGGUCAAAGGCGCGUCGUCAUUACCCUCGUCAUUGAGCAAGCCUGACGUAGAGGGCGCAUUUUCCUACGCGAAGGCAUCUAACGUAAAAUCAGUAUCGACGUUCUUCCUUACCCAAUUCCUAACUGCGAUCCUUUGGGCCACUGUGGCGGAAAAACAUGGUCGCCGCUUUGUCUUGGUGGUUUCACUCCUGGGGAGCGCGCUGACAUGUGCCGCAUUUGGCACUUCGACAUCGCUUGAGGAGGCGAUUUGCAUUCGUCUCCUGCAGGGUGUGUUUGCCGGGGCAGUCGGUGUCGCGCGUGGCUCAGUCGCGUUCAUCACCGAUGCAUCCAAUGAAGGCAGAGCAUAUGCUAUUUUGGGCUUCUGCUGGGGCCUCGGUGGUGUUGCCGGUGCUAUCGUUGGUGGAGCUUUCGAACGUCCGGCCGUGAAAUGGUCUGGUGUGUUUGAAAACACGCUCUUUGACCGAUAUCCGUAUCUUCUGGCAUGUGGAGUGGCUUCAUCGGUGACCCUGCUCGGGUCCAUUUUGGGAUGUUUCCUUGGACCUGACGGAGGACCAAGAGAAGGAGCCAUUCGUUUGAUCGAAAAGUCGGAUCAACACCCGACGAUCCCAGAAGAAGAAGAAUCCAGGCCUCCAACUCCUGUUUUCGAUGAUGAGGAGCGCCAGUCCACGCUCGGAAGGAGGAUGUCGAAGAAACUCUCUAGUUACUUUGCGCGCCAAGCAACUGAACGGGACCCGCUUCUUACUCCUGGUGCUGAGUCUAGUCAGCCAGCAGUAAGACUCGAUCGCACGCGCACGUUCUCAAGCUCUAGACCCAGUCGAGCAAACGGCUCUGCCUACGGGUACGCUGGAAGCUACCGGAGCCGACUUGCGAGCAGUGUGGUGAACAAUCGCCGUGGGAGUAAUGCCAGCACGAUGCGGCGGCGACACAUGAGUCUGGCUGACUCACAACAGCGGGAUUCGAUGGCAUCAUCGACCGAUCUGAACUUCGCGCAACGGCUUCUAAUUGCUAACGAGAAUGCGGUGACCAAUAUCGCCGAUCUCUGGGUCGCUGCUGCAAUGAAUGUGGAUAAUGAAGAUGUCUUCGAGGACAGCGACACCGAGCUCGGCGAAAACGAUGAAGAAGAAGAAGCUGAAGACCGGCCCUCGCGUUCUGUGCUCGUCUCUCCCAUCGGUGGCCGUCCCUCUACUAGUCGUCGCCUUUCUGCUGGUCGUCGUCCCUCUGCCGGUCCAGUUGGUCGAUUCGAGUCUCCUCGACGGCCAUCGACUGUCCGCCGGCCCUCUUUCUCUCAAACCCUCGAAGGAGCCCGGCGCCUCUCAGCUGUGCCGAGCAUCUUCGCUCAUCCUGGUGUCAAAACGCCGCCCGCGGUGCUGGAUGCCCAGAUGCUACUUUCACGUGACCCUGAGCCACCGUCGGCCGGCCCCGACCUGUUGGAGCCAAUCAUUGAAUCACGUCGUGUCUCGCUGCACGAUGCUGAAGGCCAGAUUGAAGUUAUUGAACCGCAACCGUCAAUGAUGUCACAGCUUCCUGUGCUAGUGAUCAUACAGUAUGGGAUGCUUGCACUGCAUACCACGACACACGACCAGAUCUUUCUGUCAUACCUGGUCUCGGACGUUAACGCGGGGGGGCUCAAUCUAGAAGCCAGCCACUUUGCCCAACUGAUUGCGCUGAUGUGCCUGGCCCAAAUUGCAUACCAGUUCUACCUAUAUCCAAAUAUCGGUCCACCCCGUGGCCGGUUCUCACAUCUAGCCAUGUUCCGCAUCGGCUCCGUGCUGUUUAUUCCAGCUUAUCUGGCUGUCAUUCUCCUCCACCCGUUUGCUACCGAUUCAGAAGGCGAAAACUUCUCGGUCAUGAGUGGGCUUGCUGUUAUCACGGCUGUGCGAUACUCUGGUGGAACUUUCUGUUACACCUCAAUCUCCAUCUUGCUGAACUACAUGACGCCGCCGCCUGCUAUCGGUCUGGCGAAUGGCAUGGCUCAGAGCAUUCUCGUUAUCAUCUCAAUGCUCUACGUCUCACGUCCCCUUCAGCUUUGGUCAGUCAGCGUGCAGGACAAUCCGUCAGGGUAUCCCCUGGGCUUUGUCAUCUGCGGCGCCGCCUGUCUCUUCUCCGUGCUCCACAGUUUCAUGAUACGAUGA
Mycena citricolor is the source of this 2657-nucleotide messenger RNA. The record is from the annotation of a GenBank genome assembly. Lineage: Eukaryota; Fungi; Basidiomycota; Agaricomycetes; Agaricales; Mycenaceae.